Molecule: messenger RNA, 5315 nt
Organism: Xyrauchen texanus (razorback sucker)
Lineage: Eukaryota; Metazoa; Chordata; Actinopteri; Cypriniformes; Catostomidae
Product: potassium voltage-gated channel subfamily B member 1-like
Exons: 5
Coding region: 365-2869 (834 amino acids)
Biological process (GO): potassium ion transmembrane transport; protein homooligomerization
Cellular component (GO): membrane; voltage-gated potassium channel complex
Molecular function (GO): protein binding; delayed rectifier potassium channel activity
Source: RefSeq, a predicted model, not a curated record
AGACGAGGAAAAAGCUCCUGUAUACUGGCUUCAUUCAUUUUCCCGCAUUUAAAUACUUAAUUUCACACUGUUGUCAGCAAUGAUUUGUCAAACAUUCAGCUGUACGGGCGGGCUCCAGACGACGUUACACUUAACUCUUUAGUUACGAGAUAAUAGAGGCGAAUCGGGGUUUAACUGGCGAGCAGCAGAGGAUUCAGCACCCCCUGAGUGGACAGCGACUUUCCGAGCUCUUAGCAGCCUGACUUGCAAUAUGCCUGUGCGAGUAGCUCUCAAAUAGAAUGAAACAUUUCAGAAAACAACUGGAAACCACCAAUCCCAUGGACAAAUUCAUAGGAUAGUCUAUGCAUGAUUUCAAUUAAACAAAAUGGAUAAACCAUCUGCAGGAAUGAGUAAAGUUGGCUCCCGGUCAACAACCUCUCUUCCCCCGGAGCCUGCGGAUAUAAUCCGGAGUAUGUCGUGCUACAGGCGUGUUAAACUGAAUGUUGGGGGUCUACCGCAUGAGGUCCUGUGGAGAACCUUGGACCGACUUCCACGCACUCGACUGGGGAAGUUACGAGACUGCAAAACCCACGAAGCCCUCAUGGAUGUAUGCGAUGACUACAACCUGGACGACAACGAGUACUUUUUUGACCGACAUCCUGGGGCGUUCACAUCCAUACUGAACUUCUAUCGCACGGGGAAGUUGCACAUGAUGGAGGAAAUGUGUGCUCUGUCCUUCAGCCAGGAACUGGACUACUGGGGGGUGGAUGAGAUCUACUUGGAAUCGUGUUGCCAGGCACGGUACCAUCAAAAGAAAGAGCAAAUGAAUGAGGAGCUCAAACGGGAAGCCGAUACGCUGAAGGACUGUGAGGGCGAAGAGUUCGACAAUACGUGUUGUUCAGAGAAACGGAAGAAACUCUGGGACCUACUCGAGAAGCCGGGCUCGUCCGUAGCAGCCAAGAUUUUGGCCAUCAUCUCUAUACUAUUCAUUGUGCUCUCUACUAUCGCUUUGUCCCUUAACACCCUCCCGGAACUGCAAGACACAGAUGAGUUUGGUCAGACUGUCGAUAAUCCCCAGCUGGCUCAUGUGGAGGCUAUAUGCAUUGCUUGGUUCACCAUGGAGUACCUUCUUCGCUUUCUAUCCUCACCAAGCAAAUGGAAAUUUUUCAAAGGUCCCCUGAAUGUCAUCGACCUGCUGGCCAUCCUACCAUAUUACGUCACAAUAUUCUUGACAGAGUCCAACAAGAGUGUCUUGCAGUUUCAAAAUGUACGGCGGGUGGUACAAAUCUUUAGAAUCAUGCGAAUUUUGCGCAUUCUCAAACUGGCACGUCACUCUACAGGGUUGCAAUCACUGGGGUUUACACUGCGACGAAGUUACAAUGAGCUGGGCCUGCUUAUACUCUUCUUAGCCAUGGGCAUCAUGAUCUUUUCCAGCCUAGUUUUUUUUGCAGAGAAGGAUGAGGAUGAUACCAAGUUCAAGAGUAUCCCUGCCUCCUUCUGGUGGGCCACUAUUACCAUGACCACUGUGGGAUAUGGGGACAUUUACCCCAAGACACUUCUGGGGAAGAUUGUUGGUGGCCUCUGCUGCAUAGCAGGAGUGUUAGUCAUUGCCCUUCCCAUUCCCAUCAUCGUCAACAAUUUCUCAGAAUUCUACAAGGAACAAAAAAGACAAGAGAAGGCCAUCAAGAGGCGUGAGGCUCUUGAGCGAGCCAAACGCAAUGGCAGUAUAGUGUCCAUGAAUGUUAGAGAAGCAUUUUCACGUGGUGCAGAGCUUUUGGAUGUGGUGGUCAUGGAUAAAGGUGAAAGAACCCAGGACAACAAUCUCUCACCCAGUCGGUGGAAGUGGUCAUCUAAGCGGGGAGCAUCUGAGACCAGUUCAAAUCGUUCCUUUAAUCCAGACCAAGGUUCCCCGAGCAAGGCAAGGGCCUCUAGUCCACAGAGGCUUAAUGCACAGAAACUGGAAGAAAUGUACAACCAGAUGGCUAAGACUCAGUCUCAGCCCAACCUGAACACUAAAGACAGAAGCUCAUCUAAAGCAGGACAUAGAAGGGAUGAGAUUGAGCUAGGAGCCUUGCCAGGUCAAGAUGGUGACCCACUAAAUGGGGGUCGCGAAGGAGUGGUGGACAUGAAAAGUCUGUCCAGCUUCGACAGUUAUAUCAGCUGUGCAACAGAUUUUCAAGAGAACCCACGAUUCCCCUACAAUCUCGCAGGGGGCUUGUCCCUCCCAGAGAGCUCUAGGUUCUCUCACAGCCCUGGUUCAGGCCUCUCUAGUCGGGUCAGCGUGAACCCAAGCCUGCAGACCACCAUGGAGCAUGAGACCAUGCUUACACCACCUUGUUCUGGUGCUAAACCUCUCAACACUGAUGGUUCACGAAAACCAGGUCUGCUUGGAAGCUCUCAGAAAGGGCAUUUGGUUAAGGCGAAUCAUCGCAGUUUUGGUGAGACCUGCCCAUUGGGUGGUCCUCUAUCUGACAACUCUCUUCUCUCUGAUUGCUCCAUCCUAAGUCCAGAGGUGUCUGUCUACACAACAGCCAGCAGCAGGACUCCACCUAAGACACCUGAAAGGAAGGCAUUCACCCCUGCGGUCUUCACUUUCUAUGAUGCAUCUAUUAGUAAGUACAUUGAUGCCGACACGGAUGACGAGGAGCACUUGCGUGAGGGUGGCCAGUCAGAGCGUCUGCUGGGUGGCCUGAGCUCCAAGCCUCGUCUUGGUGGUUACCAAGGGGGCAACAACCAUUUUGAAGCUGCCCAGAGGCUGCUAGGUCAGAACUGCCUAUUCCCAUUGGGAAGUAGCCCAAGUGUUGGUCACGAGAACCACGUGGCUUCAGAAAACUUGCGGAGGCCCAAAGGGGACAGGGGAAAUUCCAAUACUUUUGAUAAGGGCCUCUGAGGCCCUAGAGUUGUGAAUUGGACUCUGAAAGGAGUCCAAGAAGGAAUAGAAGGCCAAGGAGAAAGCAGAGACUAAAGUACAAUGGAGAAUCAUUAUACGGGGGGCAUACCCUGGUGACUUUAUUCGGGUGAUUUCACUGGAAAACAGCGGUCAUGUUACAUAAUUAUGGAACAGGAUCUAGAGGAUGUACCACUGCCCACAUCUCUUGCCUUUUGGUCCUGCAUUGGUCCGUCGUAGGGGUAAGAUACAGCCAGAACAAAUCAGGCCUAUGGUUGUUUGAGACAAGAACAGGAUUAAACCUUAACUAACUUGAGGCUGUAAACUUACCAUUCAAGUGCAGGUAAAUUAAAGUGGACAGUCCGUCACUGCCCACAAUAACUAGUCACUGUCUAGAGCCCACCUUAAACAUUAAAAUAAGAGACAAAGUACAUGUAAAACCCUGUUUACUAGUGCACCCCUUCCCUGUCCCCUAAUAAACUGGCCUUACCUAACUGCAGUUAUGGGUCUGCAUACAGUAAGCGUGCUUGUGUGCAAGCAUAUAUGAUUAUAGGGAGGGCUGAUGGUAUGAUAAUGUGCACGUACUUUAUAUGAUAACUAUGACAUUCCUACACACAUACUCACUCUCCAGAAUAUAUUCACAUACUGUGUGAAACUUGAUUUAUUUAUUUUUAUAUAUAGACAUGAAGAUUAUUAUCUGUAGAAUUGUUACAUAUUUCUUGUCACUUUUAUCGAUAAAUGAAUAAAUUGUUUAUUGUUCCAUCAGAAGAGACCAAAAUCUGUUCAUAUUUUCCUCCCCUCGUGUUCAUUUAUUAACAUUUUAUCCCUUAUUUAUUUGUUUUUUUCUGGAAUUACUAAAUUCAAAAAAAAAAAAAAAUACAAAAUAUUAGUUUGUUAAUAGGUAGUUUAUGAGUGUUUAAGAAAGUAAUGGAACAAGAUACACCUCAUGUCCAAUGUUUUCUUGCAAAACACCCAUGCUUAUGAUUGAAUAUCACAAAGAAAUUAAUUAAAAACUAGCACAUGCACAUUGGCAACCCACACAGAUGCAACAAUGAGAACUAUAUUGAAUGGACCACAAAGUUAUUGGUAUUAGGCUGGAAUAAAUCUGACCAAGUGAUAAACUCUUCAGGUCAAUUCAACACUUCAGUUCAAUUUAACAAUUUCAUAGCAGAGUAUUUGGUUUCAGACACAAAUCUUUCUGAAUAAAUGAAUAAAUAUAAAUAUAUAUUUCUAAGGUAUUUUUUAAAUGAUCAUAUAAAGUAAGGUAGAUGGUCUAAUAAUUUGGCUUUGCCAGUGAGAAUGUUUAUUUUGAAAUAUUUGAUUUAGUAUAACGUUUUAAGGGACCUUUUGUGUCUUCACUAAUUAUUCUCUCAAAGUCACAGCUUGACCAAGAUGAUGACUGGUUUGUCCAAUUCUACUUUUGAAUGAUGGAUGAUUUCAAACUUAUCACUUUUGAUAGAGAACUCUGUAAAACAGAAUGUAAUGCAUGGCCACGUUUUCCUCCAAAUGUGACAUACACUGCACAAACUUCCUUAUCCUUAAAUUAUUAUAUCCUUUUCGUCCUCACUAUUCUAUAACCACACAAACACAGUCCAGCAUGUAAUCACAGGUAUGUAGAAGCUGUCCUGAAGAUGACUAUAUCCAGUUUCCAUGGUGAUCACAAGCCCUUCCUCGAAGCACUCACAUUCAGUUUGAAAACCAGGAUAGAGAGGGCUAAAUUAGAUCAAAAACAUUCACUCAAUUGUAUCCAUGUCAACAAAUACCAUCACUGAAAAAGUCACAUUGUUAGAAUGUACUUCUCUCCCAGACAAUGUUUGUGUGUGUGACUAUGUGUUAUCUAGGGAGCGAGAAGAUGAUCAGGAAAACUCUGCCUCUAGUGAGUCUUGGGAGUGUGUAUGCUUCCAUCCCUGUCUCAGCAAUUUAGCUGAGUUGAACUGAAGUGUGAACGGAAUACCAAUUUCUGCAAGAGCAAGGGAGAAAGGCGUGUAUGGGAGGCAGACAGAAAAAAAUAGAAGAGAGAGGGCUCUUCCUUCUCUCUGCUCAAUACGGAAUAAUUUAUGACUGCCAUAGGUGUACCGCUUACAUUAAUAGAGCAAGAUGAAACUGCUUUCAGAGAGUUAAGGUCCCUUGCUGUGGUUGUGGUCUUGUAAGGGGAUUUUAUAAUGUCCAUGAACUUUCGGUUGUGUGAUUCACAUUUAAUUCUCUAUUCAUUGCUUAGAUUUAUAUGGUGAGGACAUAAUUUUUGCAUAAGGAAAACAAAACCUAUAUUAGGACCUUUAAGAAAUGUUGUCUUAUGGCAUAAUUUUCAUGACAAUUAAGCACAUUGACUUGACUUCCUUAAAUUACCUUUAUGUUUUACUCAUUAUUCUCAAUGAUGAUUAAUUUUAGAUUCUCUUUGCGGCAAUACAGUCAUGAAAAUCAUCCUAUAUGUAAUGACAUUCAUACAUCU